UGCGCUCGGACGAGACAGUAGGAAAAUAAAAAUUUAAGACGCCGCCGCCGCCUCCGUUCACUUUCACUCGGACCGCUCGCGCGCGACUUCUACCAACAACAGUCGACAGUCGUUCAGUUACCCGCUGGUCGCGUGCGCCUCAGCUGCUGCGGUGGUCACGGACGGAGACAGAGUACGUCGCGCGCCUUACAGACACGGAAAAUCCGGAAAAUUCGCACAAUGAUCUGACACCAAGCAUGAACAUGAAAGAGCCAUGGCCGGCCAUACAAUCACGAGUUACCAAACAUUGCUAUACCUGUUCACGUUCGUCGCAAUCGGCGAAAUACUGUGUCAGGGUAGAAACACCCCUGCAGCGAGACUCCAGACGCCACUGCCGAAGGGGCGCGCCAUACCUGUAGCCUCCGCCAACGGAGGUCCUGCGGCGAACGCCAUCGGCCGCCCGACCAAACAACAGCAGCAGGACGCCGUCCAGAAACAGACCACGCCGACUCCGCCGGUCUCGGUCAAAGAGCUGUUCAAUUCUUCGUCGUGCGUCGAACCUCCGUUCACGUGCCCUCAUCCGAAGAUCCAGUUUUACUUGUACACCAGGCUCACGCAGAACAAUCCCGACUUGAUGGACGUGACCGACCCGGAAUCGCUGUACACGUCACAUUUCAACCCUAAACAUCCGGUCAAGAUUAUCAUACACGGAUUCCAAGGCGGCCGAAAUCUGUCACCGAGUACCGAUCUCCGGAACGCUUAUUUCACUCGAGGAAACUACAAUAUAAUCAUAGUGGACUACUCCAGUUUGGCGCAAAUUCCUUGUCUGAACCAAGUGGAAUGGGCGCCUAGAUUCUGCGCCAUGUGCAUCGCUCAACUGGCCAACUACCUGGCCGAUCAUCCCCGAGGAGUUCCGCCCGACAAGCUACACAUGAUGGGGUACAGCGUGGGCGCUCACAUCGCAGGCCUGGCGUCCAAUUUCAUCAACUCGGGAAAAAUCGGACGGAUCACCGGCUUGGACCCGACGAUCAUAUUCUACAUGAGCAACAACCGAUCCAGGGACCUCGAUCCCACGGACGCUCAUUUCGUGGACAUCAUACACACGGCGGCGGGCAUCCUGGGUCAGUGGGGCCCCAGCGGACACGCUGACUUCUACGUGAACGGCGGCACUUCGCAGCCCGGCUGCGCCAGCGACAGCAUCAUUCAGACGCUGUCGUGCGAUCACACCAAAGUGACACCGUACUUCAUCGAGUCGAUCAACUCCAACGUCGGAUUUUGGUCGUUACCUUGUGCUAACCGAUUUUACUUCAACUUGGGCCUUUGCGAUCCGCCGGAGUCUGAGUACGUUUUGAUGGGCGAACACGUGACACACAAAGCUCGUGGUAUUUAUUACCUGCACACGAACGCGAAAAAACCUUACGCCAGAGGCUUUCCCAAGAAGGCGCUGAAGACGUGAUUGUCAUCGUCAACCUGCAGCCGUGCGCGGACCUUUGCAAUCUGCCGCAACGAUACACUAUAUAUGAUAUUAAAAUAUACGAAAAAAAAGGCCUAGUCAAAUAAUAUUAUAUGUAUUAUUAAUAUUGUUUUGUGCGUCCUGGCACCUGCAUAGAAUAGAAUAGAAUAUUGUAAUCUAUUCUGUGCCGACAUCGUCCGCAUAUUAUAAUAUUAUAAGACCUUAGAUCAUAUACAACGGACAGAGCCACUAUGUAUUAUAAAUGCGCACUACACGUGUUUGAAGACAUCAUUAUCGACGAGUCGCCAGAGGACUGACUUCAGCUAUCGCUAAUGUGUGUCAGUAUACUCGUCGCAUAUUUAUCAUACUAUUAUACGGGUACAGUGAAGCUUUCAUAAUAUCACGAAGUCGCGCGGGCAACGAAUAAAAUUCGUAUCAUAGAGAAUUUCUUUAGAUAAAUUUGGAAAUAAAUUUCCAAAUUUCAAAUUUGGUUUGCUUCAUACAAUUAUGUCUUUAAACAGAAAAUGUUGUCUAAUGGAAGUUUCACUGUUUAUCAAGUCAUAACCAGAAACCAGCGAUGACACAAAUUGUGCGUGAUAACGGAUGUACUUACCAACCGAAUGCGAAUUUUCCUCAAUUCCACUACCAUUGUUGUUGUGUUGGCUUCAAACAUUUAGUCAGGUGUAGCUCUAUUCAUUGUGUAUAAUAUGAUCUAAGUAUAAAGACAUACAUACUUUUAUUGAUAAUUAUAAAAUGAUAAUAUUAUGUCGUGUUGUAUAUACUUCCCUCGUGCUUAUUACCGCGUACAUACAUAUAUAUUGAUUCUGUAUAUAUUUAUCCAGACGGUGAAUGUUUCAAGUUUUUUGUGAUCAUAGAUUAUAAUAUUUUGUAAAUAAUUAUUUUCUGUGUAUAAAAUAGAUGAAUAGUGUUACUGCAGCGUAUUAUAGUCAAUACUGGUGUAUAGUUGUAGACUUGUAGUAUAAUUUAUUCGUACAAUAGUGUCGUAUAUUAUUGUUCGAUCGUUUUGAAACCAUUAAGUUGGAACGAAAACGCUAAUAAUUGUAUUAUAAUAUAUAUUAUGUGUAUUAAGAUUAGGCACGUGCGUCGUGCAGACGAUAAAUGUCGAGAAAAAAAUAUGUCAAUUUAGUUUAGAAUAAUUAGUAAAAAUUGGUCUAGUGGUAAUGAAUAAAUAUGAACAUUAUUAUUUUAUUAUGACGCGUCCCAAUAAUAAUAUAAUAUAGGUAUUAGUAGUAUAUGAAAUUUCCUAUUAUGACAUCACAAUCGAAAAUUGUAUUUUAUUGCCAUAUAUAUUAUUAUUAUAUUACAAUUAUUGAAAAUAAAAUGUUUAUUGUAA
Metopolophium dirhodum (rose-grain aphid) is the source of this 2786-nucleotide messenger RNA. Its product is annotated as inactive pancreatic lipase-related protein 1-like. Lineage: Eukaryota; Metazoa; Arthropoda; Insecta; Hemiptera; Aphididae. The transcript has 8 exons. The coding region runs from base 254 to 1435 and encodes 393 amino acids. Gene Ontology annotation, molecular function: lipase activity. Gene Ontology annotation, biological process: lipid metabolic process. The record is from RefSeq and is a predicted model, not a curated record.